Molecule: messenger RNA, 1476 nt
Organism: Spirometra erinaceieuropaei
Lineage: Eukaryota; Metazoa; Platyhelminthes; Cestoda; Diphyllobothriidea; Diphyllobothriidae
Source: the annotation of a GenBank genome assembly
AUGAUCAAUCCAUUGGAAAUCCUUUCUCAGUUGGCUCUUCCAAUUAAGUAUCCUGAAGAAACCCGCGAUCUGAAGCUCAUAGAAAACAAGGAGAAGCUGGGUACUUCACCAUCUCCAGAGGUGUGUUAAUCAUUCACACUGAAGGCCUCUCCGACAUCCGAGUUUUUGACUGUGCUACAUUUAGGGCGGGCGAAGGAAAUAAAGCACGUUGUUGGGGCUGCUGUCUGCGCACCACUAGCAGAGUUUUCUGCUUUAGAGUCCACCAAACGUCUGUCCGGAGCUGCUUAACCACCUCAGGGUUCAAGUGAAUUUCGUGCCUGAGCAGAUCUCAAUUCGUUUAGUGUAAGUCUUUUUCCACCAUCUUCAAAGCUUUGGUGUUUUGGUAACAUCCAUGGCCCUAAUCGCAAAAUGCAAGUACAAUGUCGACGUAAUUCUGACAUUUCCGGAGAGAUAAUCCUCCAUCGCCUUGUUAAUCUUAAUCUUCAUUGUGUGAUUUUAUGGAAUUCUAUGAUCUAGUUGGAAUAUUGAAGCAAUAGUGCUUCUCAACAGCUGUUGAAAAGGCAAGUCGGCUAUGGCCACUGAAUAAGGAUUUUCGUCGAAACAAGCUUAGUUGACUUGAUCUACCCCGCCUACAUUUGCUUACAUGAGAAAAGGCGCUUGUACAGGCGACCCAACAACCCAUAGAAGAUUACCGAUAGUUUAUUGACGUUCCAGAUCAGCCGAAUUACAUGUAUGUCAUGCGGACCGGUCUGGUAUAUUUUCUCCCUGGGUGAUUACGCCCGAUUUUGCUUUUUCAUCACUUGGCACAAUCUUCUAUUCACAUAGACGGCAGUCUGUCGGAUCACACGUCACUUUGUGACGGUUUUAAAAAGCACGUUAUUCAACAAAAAGUGUCCGCACGUUAAAAUUCCCCCUCCCUCCCCCCCCCCCUGCCUACGACGGAACGCCUUGGAUGACUGAAUUUUCCCCUCUCAGUAGGACUAAGUAGGAGGCUGGCUUUUCCAACCAAGCAACGUGCAUGGUCCGCGUGCGUACUCAAAAUUUCUUUUAGACGCUUGUUCGCAUGCAGCAGGGAUAAGAGUUAUCAUCUCAUGGCUUUAUUUACUAGUUAAGCAGGUUACCUGAGACGGUUACGACCUCGGAACAGUCACAUUAGAUAAGUUUGCCGAUUCCGUGUAGAAUCCAGAAACAACGGCAUCUCAUCCAAUAAACGUAUAUUUUGCUAAUUUUGAAGUACCAUAGUCUAUGUUGGGCACCAGUACAGCCUGUUUUCUGAUAUUUAUUUAGAGAUCUCAAAGUGGUGUGCCAUUUCCGCCGGAUGGCCAUCGGAACUCUUACUGUUAUUCUGUUCGACUGCAGUUUGUGGUGUUUAGCCCCGCGGACGUUAAUUGAUUUUACAGGUCCGCCAACUUUCCGUCUCGACUCUGUUUCUCAUAUGUUCUGCCAGCGGCUGUGACAGAUUACUUGACAGUUUAG